Molecule: messenger RNA, 5441 nt
Organism: Drosophila willistoni
Lineage: Eukaryota; Metazoa; Arthropoda; Insecta; Diptera; Drosophilidae
Product: hormone receptor 4
Exons: 11
Coding region: 304-5019 (1571 amino acids)
Cellular component (GO): nucleus
Source: RefSeq, a predicted model, not a curated record
CACGAAAGCGGCCAUUUUGGAGAUUGUUUCACCACAAAAAAAAGUUAUGCAUCAAAAUUAACAAAGUUUACAUAAAAAAGUCAAUCAAAAUUUGAUUAUAUAUUGAAAAGUGCUGAAUUCAUAACAAUUAUAAUGUUAGGCACUAGCAGGACGAGCAAACGGAAUCAAUAACAACGACAAUUGCCAUCAAGAGCAGCCGGAGCAGCAGCAGCCAGCUCUAUCUCAACCAACUUCGCCACCUGCUCCUGCUCCUGCACACCUGCAGCAUCAUCCCAUCAUCAUUAAUCCCACCACGUACAACACAUGGAUCCCAACUCUAGCCCCUGGUCGUAUGCCUAUAAUCGCAUUGUGCCCGGCUCGGCGGCAAGUACAAGUGGCACGGCCGAAGAUUUCCAGCAUCCACAUUUGGCCACCAUUACGGCAGCGAGCAUAGCAAGUUUUAAUGCGGCGGCGGCAAGUGGCGGGAGUUUUGUGCCGCCCUCACCAAUUGGCAGCUAUAAUCCAGUAUUCCAGCAGAUCUAUCAUCAUGCAGCCGCCGCCAGUGUCCAACCGAAGCCGGCGCAUUAUGCCUCAACGGCAGUGAAUACACCACAUCGCCAGUUGCAGUUACCCAGUUCGUUGGACAAACAAUUGAGCACAUUUCAAAAUCAAGCGGCCGUCUCAGCUGCUGCCGCGGCGGCUGUUGUCAAUAAUGUGGCAUCGAAUUAUUAUGGCGAGAAUUCAUCAUCGAGCGGGGCAUCGCCAUCGCCGACAACGGUGGCUCUGACAUCAACAUCGUUAUCAUGGAAUGCUCCCAAUAUGAUAUCAAACACAUUUUUGGCCAUGCAACAGCAGCAGCAACAGGCGCAACAACAGCAGCAGCAACAACAGCAGCAACAGGCUCAACAGCAGCAACAACAGGCUGCACAGCAGCAGCAACAACAACAACAUCAGGCAGCAGCUGCUGCAGCUGCAGCGGCGGCGGCACAACAACAACAGCAACUUAAUCUAGUUGCAGACAAAGUGGUGAUCAAACAAGAAAAUAUGCAGCAAACCAAGGCGCACAUCAAAGCCUACAACGAUUUAAUAUACUUGACCCAAUUGCAACAACAACAACAACAGCAGCAGCAACAACAACAACAACAGCAGCAGCAACAACAACAACUUCAGCAAGAUAUUGACGAUGGAGCAACAGAUACUUAUUACACCAUUGAUGGUCAAAAAUUGAAGCUAACACGCAAAGAUGCUGAGGCUGUUGCCGCCGCUGCCACCUCGUAUCCGGUCCAAUAUGCUAGUCCAGCUCUUAGUUCAGCAGAUGGAUCACCCAUAACGAAUUUACAUGCCGUUGAUGUGGUUAGCACUCCGCAGCAGGUGAUUGUCUAUAAGACAGGAUCAUCAUCAUCGCCCACUGUGCAACGGCGCACAGUGGUUAAUGUGGCAGGCGGUGGCGGUGCAGGAGGAUCGGCUGGAGGUGCAGCAGGCGCUGGUACGUCUGUUACACCACCAAUACCAGGUGGGGGAGUAUCAGCAGCGGGAGCCGGAUCAGUAGUAGUAGCAGCAGCAGCAGCACCCACCACGGUGGCCUAUUCAUCUGUGAUACAAAGUACGCUGCAGCAGCAACAUCAACAGCAGCAGCAACAACAACAGAACAACUGCUGGACUAAACUAGAUCAUCAGGGUCAAGAAGAGGAUAUUAAAAAUGUGUUGCAGCUGCAAGUUGUGAAACAAGAGCAACGUCAACUCGAAUAUCCAAGCGGUGGAGGCGGCAAUGGCGAGGCAAUUGUUGAAACGUCUGGCAGCGAAAAUUUGGUGUUCAAUUUACCUCCUGGCUUGGAGAUAAAACAAACAUUCUAUCAGGCCACUGGAGGCGUCGACAAUGGAGGAGUCGGAGUCGUCGUUGAAGAGCAUCUAGAUGGUCAGGGACAGGCUGGGCGACGCCAGCAUGUGGUAGCCAACAUGUUAAUUUCGCCAUUAACUUCCUUGGCAUCGGCGGCGUCACAGAUUCAAAUUGUGCCAAAGGAGGAGGUCAAACCACCGCCAAAGCCUGCCAAGACGCCGCGGAAACGUCAGCCGAAGAAAACGUUAAUAGCCAGCAGCAGCGAUUAUGGCACAGUGCGUAGUCCCCAGGAGCCGCAGCAUCAUCAACUCCAGCAGCAGCAGCAGCAGCAACAACAGCAGCAGCAACAGCAACAACACAAUCAACAGCAGCAACAGCAAAAUACGUACUACGAUUUCAAUAGCAAAUGGAAUACACCACUUAAAACGGAAAGCAAUGCGGCGUCUGUAUCACCAGCGGCCACCAUAAAUAUACCCACAUAUCCGCAGCAGAAUCAACAACAACAACACCAGCAGCAGCAGCAACAACAACAGCAGCAACAACAACAGCAACAACAUUUGCCACAACCAGCGCAUUUGCAAUCAUCGCAGGCCCAGUCGCAUCUUACCCAGUUGGCGCAAUAUUAUCCAGCAUUUCCACAGCCAAUUGCCUCCCAGUACACGGCGUGUAUGCAGCAGCAACAGCAGCAGCAGCAGCAACAACAGCAACAGCAGCAGGCGUAUACACAACAGCAAGCUGCUUAUGUGCCACAGCAGCAGCAGCAGCAACAACAACAACAACAGGUGCAACAUCAGCAGCAACAGUCGCAACAGCAGCAGCAGCAACAACAACAGCAGCAACAAGACAAAGCCGAAGAGGAUGAGGCGGCAGCAGCGGCGGCAGCUGCUGCCGCUGAUAAGGUGAUUGUGCCAAAUAUUGAAGAGGAGCUGGAUUUUCUGGCCAACGCAUCGAGUGCUUCAAAACAGGGAUAUGCCAAUUCAUUGGCCAGCAAUGGCCGCGGCACCAACUCCUCCACAAAUAAUACCAAUUUUGGCAUACGAAAUCCCAAUAAGACGCCAUCGCCAGAGCCACCGACGCCUGCACCGUGUCCACCACAAAAUGGUCAUGGUCAUGGUAUAAAUGCUGCAUCAGCAUCCACCCAACCCAGUCCGGCAGCUCCCAAACCAGUGAGUGUGGGUACUUCCAUUGGUGAGAAGAAGACACAGUUUAUGGACAGUUACUUGAAAUUCUUGCAAGGCGAACGGGAUGAUGAUCCGCCGCCAGUGGUGAAGCCAUCGCGUAAGGUGACAUAUCCGCGAGCACCGUACAAACGUAAAGGCAAAAAUAAUGCAGCAGGAACAGGAGACGAGGCAUCCACAUCGCAACAGCAGCAGCAGCAGCAACAGGGAGCAGGAUCAGUUGGCGGCGUCUCAGCAGCAGCAGCGGCGGCGGCAGCAGCAGUAGCGGCAGCUGGUGGCGGUGGUGUGGCUGGUGGUGGUGGUGGUGGCGUUGGUGACAACAAUCAGGCGUCUGUUGAUGGUUUGGGCCAUGGCCUGGUGGUGGGCGAUGAUGGACAUCGCAUUAAAAUACUCUCACAAACUCAAAUACUGCCUAAAAAGAGGCCGCAUGCCCAAAUGGUCGCUGCAGCGGCGGCAGCCGAGGCGACGCCAUCUUCGGUCAUACAGCAACCACCCGCCGAGUCAUCCUCCUUCCGGCCAUAUGCUCAGCAGCAGCAACCGCAGCAGAUGGGCGCUCAACAUUUUGUGCAGCAGCAACAGCAUUGCGCUCAAUUGGGCGGUCAAGACCCACUCAAUAUACCGCCACGUCGGGAGCAAUGCUCACGCAAGGCCAAGCAGAGCAGUAUGCACGCUUUGCUCUUGAACUCGACCAGUGGGGAGGGCAAUGCCGUCGGUGAGCCGGACGAGUUUACCGAUUCGGAUACGGAUCCAGUUUGGACACCGCAAGAAGAAGAUAGCGACGAUGCUGGCAAGGGCUAUGGAAAACGCAAGGCAGCGCGUCGCACUAAGGGUACACCACGAAAGAACAUAUAUGAUCCGUCACAGUUGCAACAACAACAACAACAGCAUCAGCACCAUUCACAGUUGCAGCAAUUGCAGGCAUCCCAGCAGCAACAGCAACAACAGCAGCAGCAGCAACAACAACAACAAGUCCAACAACUUCAGACAGCCGGCGAUGGUUACAAUCCGCAACAGGAUCUAUCUGGCGUGUCUGAUGUGGGCUACGCUAGUGCCUCAACCGGAAACUCAGGCUCAACGGAAAACUUUAAAACGGGUGAUUUUAUAGUUUUACGCUCGGAUUUGGUUAACGAUUGGCCCACCAUUUGGCAGGUGGACUCAAAGUGUAUAUUGCAAAAGUACGAACCUUUUCGACAGAAUGGCAAAACUUUCUAUCGGAACAUGUCAAAGUACGCCUCUUGGAAUCUCGAAACAAAAAAACUCUACCUCAAAGCCCCGGUCCGCAUACAAUUGCAUUCUCAUACCGAGACAAUUGUUGAAUUUAUGCGUUCCGAAUUGCUGGCCGAUGAUACGGAACAGUUUAUUGAAAAAAUAAUGGAAGAUUAUUUAUCGUACAGGGAUAAUUUUGAGAUCUAUAUACAAACGAUGAUCUCACAAGCUCUGGAUCCCAGUUUCUUUUCCGAAAUAACCCGUGAGAAGGAUGAUUACUUUUUAAGCAGUGUACGCGUUGUGGAUACCAUAAUGGAGAAUUGUAAACGUAAACUCUUGGCCAUUACACCAUGGACUCGUAGCACUAUAUCCUCAAUCGAAACAUGGCCCAAAUGUCAUGUAUUCUCUGAAUGGGAGCAAAAUAAUCUGACACAAAAGAAUUGUGCCGGUUGCCAUCAGCCGGGUAUUGCUGUACGCUUUCUGCUAUUCGGAGAGCCCUACAAUCCCAAUACCAUGCAAACGAUACCCGUCGAUCCACGCAUUGUCUACGAGAAGGACAUUGUUCUCUGUCGCAUAUGUGCUGCCCGGGCGGACCUCUUCCAUAAGAUUGCACAUGAGAAGUACAACCUAUUUAUAAAUUGUUCGCAGCGCGUUACCGAACAGCAGCAACAGUUUCCUGGCAAAACCUCAACCGAAAUACUAAAUGACCUGCUGGCGGAACACAAUUGGAUCGAUGAGCUCUUCCGGAAUAUGCGCAACUGUUGGGCCGAGGUGGAAAGCUUGGAGCGACAGAAACGCUUCCGGGAAGUCAUGCAGUAGUAGUAAUAGUAGAGUCAUCAAUCAUUUAUACUAUAUAUGGCUAGUGCUGGACAUUAGGACAAAGCCCAAGCAAUUGCGUAUAUAUACAUAUAUAUAUCUAUAUAUAUUCUUGAUGCUGCAAUAAACUCAAUGAGUUGUUAUUAAAUUUUUUGACAUAUACAUAUAAUAUAUAUAUGAUGCAUACAUAUAUUUACAUAUAAACAUUGAGAAACAUGUUUCGUAUGUAAGUUAUGUUUUUAGUUUGUAGACGGGAUUCGCGUUCAAAAUAAAAACCAACGCAUUAUUUAUAAGUUUAAAUUAGUCCCUCUUAUUAUAAGGUUAGGUUAUGCUCUGUAAAUAUAUAGCCCAACUUUAGCUAAUCAGCUAUCGGCCACAAAUUGAAUAUGAAACACACAUAGAACAACAAUCUAUGAGAAAUUCAA